Messenger RNA from Prosopis cineraria, 2332 nucleotides. RefSeq names its product protein ACCELERATED CELL DEATH 6-like. Gene Ontology annotation, molecular function: protein phosphatase regulator activity; protein phosphatase 1 binding. The coding region runs from base 31 to 2148 and encodes 705 amino acids. The transcript has 3 exons. Lineage: Eukaryota; Viridiplantae; Streptophyta; Magnoliopsida; Fabales; Fabaceae. The record is from RefSeq and is a predicted model, not a curated record. Gene Ontology annotation, cellular component: plasma membrane.
CUUGUACAAUUGAUUAUAGCACUAGUUGUAAUGAGCAAUUCGGAUGAUGUUGAAAUUCAUGCGGAAGAGAACCAUUCAGACUGGAGGUCUGAAUGUGGUAAAGAGAUGCGUGAACUGGUGGAAAAUAAGUUCAGUUCGUCACAUGAUGAUAAGAAGCAGUCAACUGGAAGCAUGAUGUUAAUGAAGCCGCAAUUUUCAUCCAUGUUCUAUAAAUUGUAUAAGGCUAUUCGCGAUCGGGAAAAAGAUGAAGAUGGCUUUGUUUCACUCUUGAAGUCAACAUGUACAGUAAAUAAAGUUGAUUUGGCCACCAUUUUUAAUAAUGUAACUCCCACUGGUGAUUCGUUGCUUCAUGUUGCAGCUGAGUUUGGUAGAGAAGAAGUUGUGGAGCUGAUUGCUUCUCACUAUCCCAAUCUUCUGAGUAAGGGAAAUAAGAAAGGUGAUACUCCACUUCAUGUUGCUUCGCGAGCAAAGAAUGUUGAAGCGAUCAAAGUUAUUCUCCUCGUUACAUCAAAGAAGGCCGAAUUGAUAGAUAAAGCCGAAUUCGUAAUGUUAAGAAAUAAUUAUCAGAGGACGGCUUUGCACGAAGCUGUUUUGAGCAAGCAUUCAGAUGGGGUGGUUCUGCUUUUAGAUGCACAUAGGAGAAGUGAUUUGGCUGCCUAUUGGACUUGGAACAAGAAUUAUGGAUGCAAAUCACCAAUGUAUUUGGCCGUCACGAUAAAGAAUAUGGUGAUUCUUGGUCAUCUCCUAGAGAAAAUUGCAAUUCCUUCAGAUGACCAGGCCAUUUCAAGUGGAGACUCUCCGCUUCAAGCUGCGAUAUUAGAACGAAAUACUGAACUAUUGAAAUACAUAGUGAGACAAGGACCAGAAGAGCUCAUGUAUCAAAAAGAUGAAAGACACAACACUCCCUUUCAUUAUGUAGCAUACGCUGGUUUCUUGGGAGUUGUUCAUAUCAUGUCAAAAUGUUCUUCUCCCUUGUUUGCUUUUCAGCAAAACUUAGACGGCAAUCUUCCAAUCCACCUCGCCUGCGAAAAGGGCCAUGUUCAAGUGGUAAAAAAGCUGCUUGAAAUUCGGUGGUCUGAUGCUGGAUUUUGCCUGAAUAAUGAAGGACGAAACAUUCUUCACGUUGCAGCAAUCAAGGGACAUGCAAAUGUGAUAAAAUACUUAUUGAAAAAUCCUAUGAUUCAUCGUGACACUGUCAAUGAGAGAGACUUGUAUGGAGAUACCCCGCUGCAUCUGGCUUCAAAAAAAUUACAUCUUUGGACUCUGCUCCUUCUUUCACAAGACAGAAAUAUCAAUGCGAAUCUGGUGAAUAGUGAAGGUUUAACAGCUCGAGACGUUGUUCGGAUACAAUGUAAAACUCCAAUGACACGUCAAGAGUUCUUAGCGGAUGUGAUUUUAAGAAGAGCUGGGGUGCUGCUCAAGGCAAAUAUGCUAGGUGUGCCCUGGGAAGUAUCAGCCAACGAAGAUUGGAAAGUGAAAGACGCAGCUGAAACACUCAUACUUGUGGCCAUACUGAUAGCUACAGUGACAUUUGCUGCUGGUUUCACAGUACCAGGUGGGUUUUACUCUUCUGAUGACCCAAUCACAAAACAAAGAGGCUUGGCACUUUUAACUCACCAAACAUUAUUCAAGGUAUUCAUGGCUUUCAACACAAUAGCCAUGUACAGCUCCACCAUUGGUUCUACUAUUCUUCUUUGGGUCCCGCUAGGUGAUCUUCGUUUUGCAGAAAGAGCGUACGGACUUGCUAAGAUUUUUGUUUAUGUUGCUCUUAUAACCAUGCCUGUGGCAUUCCUAGCUGCUAUACGUUUGGUUAUCAGCAAUAACACGUUGCUUGCAGAUGUCAUCAGUGUCAUUGGAUUCAUCUCCAUUUUCUUCAUCUUAUUUGUUCGCAUCUUAGGAAGGUUUCCUCUUGGAUGUCGUCUUCCCAUUUUUCGUCAACUAGGAGAUUUCUUUAUAUGGAUUAUUCUUAUUUUAUUUUAUGGAAGCAAUGACAUUUUUGUUGAAGAUGAUGGUGAAAUUGAUCGAGAGUCUCAAGAUGAUGAAGCCAACCAAAUCAAUCUAGUCCGUAAAUAUUAUUCCCUACUUUCUCGUUUUGUUGCUUUCCAUCUUCCUUGCUUUGGUUUGCCUCUAUCUGCUGUGCGCACGUAGGAGCCUCUGGUGAAGGGGUAGUUGCUGUUUUGAUUUGUUACUUUCGUUACUGUUUUGUUAGUGAUUACAAUUAUGGUUGUAAAGCCGACUUAGUUGUGUGUUUGUUUUUAGGCUACCUUUUACAAAAGUCCAUUUGAAAAUCCAACUAUCUAUUAGAUUUAGUAAAAGUAUAUUCCAAAUGUAA